GAAUCUCUCUCUCUCUCUCUCUCUCUCCCUCUCUCUUUCAUUAGACUCAAUGCAUUUGUAGAGGGAUCCCCACGCUCAUCCAUCGCGAUACACCGAGAGAAACCACCGGGAGAAUCUACCCGUAAAGAUUUAUCCUUUAUUUCUGGAAAACGAAGUGGAUUUUUAUCCUUUACAAAAACAACAAUGCGGAAACUGAGGGAAGAGGCAAUUUAACAGCACCGGGCUCCUUAAGUCUGAAACCCGUGGAAUGCGGUUUGUUUUGAUCUGCUCUUGGUUCUGUCCGGAGAGUUUGUUUAUUAAAAGCAAGUGUGGACAUUGGCUGCACUGAACAUUUACACACACACCUCACCCCGAUUGCACGGGGCUCAGUUAGUUAAGGCUUGUGACGCGCAGGGCGGGCGAGGCAAAAAAAAACUGCGAGACUGGUUCGGUUUCACUUGGGAGGAGUGAAUGCGAGGGAGGGAGAGAUAGAGAGAGGGUGGAAGAGAGAGAGAGAGAGAGAGAGAGAGAGAGCGAGAAAGCGAGCGGACAGCGCCAAGCACAGAAAAAAAACAAGCAAACUCCCAGAUCUAGUGCUGCAGGGUUUCGCUUUGCUCCUGACCCACUCUCCCGCCGAGCCGGCACCGCACUUGUUGACGCCGAUGGCCCGUCCGCUCGGCCCCUCCGGCCGCGGCUUGCUGCUCCUAUUGUCGCUGCUCGCCCUGUGCCCGGCUCCCGGCUGCCUGGCGCAGAGCUCGGUGAAGUUCACGCUGCCGGAGGAGCAACCGCCGAACACGCUGAUCGGGAACCCGGGCGAGAGCCUGGGUCUGGAGCGGGACAACCGGCUGUUCAAACUGGAACUGGGCCAACCUUACCUUCGGGUGGACGAGACGGGGGGCAACCUGUACACCACCGAGACCCCCAUCGACCGCGAGCAGAUGAUGUGCGAGACCCCCACCGAAUGCCAGCUGGAGUUCGAGAUCUCGGUCACCGACACCUUGUACAACGCGGCCACGGUGCUAGUGGAAGGCAGGAUUUCGGUGCAGGACAUCAAUGACAACACUCCUACCUUCAGCUCCCCGGUAAUAUCCAUCUCCAUCCCGGAACACACCCCCCCGGGUACCCUGGUCAACAUCCCCACUGCCAGCGACCGCGACGCGGGCACGAACGGAGUAGCCGGCUACGAACUGUUGGGUAACGAGGGGCAGGGUCUCUUCAGUCUACAGGUGGCCGAGGAACACGGCGAGAGGUUGCCCCAGCUGAUAGUCACCGGGUCGCUGGACAGAGAGCAACGGGACACCUACGACCUGACGGUGCGGGUGGUGGACGGGGGUCAGCCACCACGGAGCAGCACCUCGGUCCUGCGUGUCACCGUGCUGGACAUUAACGAUAACGCGCCCCGGUUCGAGAGGUACAGUUACCAGGGAUCGGUGGAGGAGAAUAGCCCGGCGGGUACUUCCAUCCUGCAGGUGAGAGCUACCGACAAGGACCUGGGAGACAAUUCCCGCAUCGAGUACACGUUCGCCCAGGCGGCGGAUAACGCCCGCCGUCUACUCCGCCUGGACAAGAACACCGGUUGGAUCACGGUGCAAGGGCCGGUGGACCGCGAGCAGUUCAGCCAGUUCAGGUUCUAUGUUCACGCCCGCGACAAGGGUCCCAUCCCCAAACAGGACAGGGCGUCGGUGGUGAUCAUGGUGCGGGACACCAAUGACAACGCGCCGGCUAUCGAGAUCCGAGGCAUCGGGCUGGUCACUCACCGGGACGGUGUGGCCAGCAUCGACGAAGACGCGCCGGUCGACUCUCCGGUGGCACUGGUGCAAGUGUCGGACCGCGACGAAGGGGAGAACGCGGCGGUGACUUGCAUCGUGGCCGGGGACGUGCCGUUCCAGCUGAAGCCGGCCAGCGAGUCAAGCAACGAGAAGAAGAAGAAGUUCUUUCUGCAGACCACCACCGCCCUGGAUUACGAGAAGGUGCGCGACUAUCUCAUCCAGAUCGUGGCGGUGGAUUCGGGCAACCCUCCGCUGUCCAGCACCAACACUUUAAAGGUAAAGGUGGUCGAUGUCAAUGACAACGCGCCCAGCUUCGCCCAGAGCCGCAUGCAGGUGGGUAUACUGGAGAAUAACCGGCCCCCGACAUCUCUGCUGAGGGUGGAGGCCACCGACGCCGACAGUGGUAGCAACGCCGAGCUACUCUACUCCUUGUACCCCGACCCGUCCAUCCAGAACUUGUUCCAGAUUAAUCCGGACACGGGAGAGGUGAGGGUCAUCUCGGUUCUGGACCGGGAGCAGAGGGAACGCUACGAGUUCAAAGUGGCGGCGGCGGACAAGGGUACCCCGAGCCUCAAGGGGACGGCCACCGUGGUGGUCAAUGUCCUGGAUGAAAACGACAACGACCCUCGGUUCAUGCUCAACGCCUACAACUUCUCGGUGCGAGAGAACUUGCCCCCGUCUAGCCCCGUGGGGAUGGUGACGGUGUCGGACGCCGACAAGGACUCCAACGCCCGGAUCACUCUGUUCGUUGACCCGGACAAUGGCGAGUUUGAGAUCCAGAACGGGACGGGUACCAUCCUGUCCCGGGUUUCCUUUGACCGGGAGCGCCAGAGCACCUACACCUUCCAGCUCAAGGCGAUAGACGGCGGGACGCCCCCCAGAUCUGCCUAUGUCAGUGUCACCAUCAAUGUCUUGGAUGAAAAUGACAACACGCCAUUCAUCACUCAACCAUCCAAUUCCUCCUUCCAACACAUCAGCCCCCUCACUGCCAUUGGCACCCCAGUGGAACGGGUCAAGGCAGAAGACAUGGACAUUGGGACCAAUGCCAACUUGACCUACAGCAUCGUAGGAGGCAACCCCUUUGGCCUGUUCCACAUCUCCCCUGCUGGGAGUGUGACCCUGGAGAAGGAACUCAUGCGUAGGCACUACGGUCUACACCGGCUGGUGGUUCAGGUGAGGGACGGGGGCACGCCGGCCCGUUUUGCCACCGCGCUGGUGCACCUGUACGUCAACGACACCAUGGCCAACGUUAGCCUGGUUGAAGCCCUGGUGGGUCACAGCUUGAACACCCCGCUGGACGUGGACAUCGCUGGAGACCCCGAGUACGAGAAAAGCAAACAGCGGAGCAACGUCCUGUUCGGAGUGAUCGCUGGGAUUAUUGCAGUCAUACUGGUGAUAGUGGUGGUGGUACUGAUCCGCUACUGUAGGCAGAAGGAAGCCAAGAGUGGAUACCAGGCCGGCAAAAAGGAGACCAAGGAUUUGUAUACCCCCAAACAAACCAAUAAAAAUACCAAGCACAAGGUUAAGAAGAGCAAGCCCCCCAAACCCUCCAAACCAAUGGAAGCCGAGGAGAGCGGCGCACAGAGGGGAUUACAAUUCAACCUGAUCAAUGAGUCCAACAGUGAUAAUCCACGGAUUCACCUGCCACUGAACUGUAACCCGGGCAGCCCUGACCUAGGGAGACAUUACAGGUCGAACUCUCCUCUCCCGUCCAUCCAACUGCACCCACAGUCACCGACUGCGGGGAAAAAGCACCAAGUUGUCCAGGACUUGCCCGCCACCAACACCUUCGUCGGGACUGGGGACAGUAAUUCCACGGGCUCGGACCAGUACUCUGAUUACAGUUACAAGACCAAUCCCCCGAAGUACAACAAGCAGGAGGUAAGGAGAUUCCUGACUACCAGCGAAGUCUGAGUGAAGGAAACGGAAACUAACUAAAGCAGCAGGAACGGCACAGGGGGCCAUCGAGUGAGUGACGGGAGCAAAAGGAACGCUGAGAGUGAGAGAAGUCGCUGACGGAAAGAUCCGAGGGACCCCCACCCUCCUCCACUGUGUGGGAACCUUAUAGAGACUUGACGAAUCUGCUGGAGGAUCAGGAUUGACUGCUGCUGUGUAAUAAUGACUGAUAUUCACAGAACUGCACUGAACGGACGGUACAGAAUGGGCCAUCAGUCGUGGCUUAUCUAUGCCGGUCUUUAUGCUUCACAUGAGCUGCCUUCUUCCUCCACUCUCUCGUCCCUCACCACCACCACCCCAUCUACUCCUGGCUCCAAUAUCCAGCUUCACCUUGACUGCGCUCUGCUAUUUACCUGUGGCUGCAGAUUUCACCUUCUCUCAAUUCUCUGGGGAAUGGAUUUCCUGCUGGAUGUAUGGGUGACUCUUGUAUUUAUGGACUCACUUUUUGUCUUCACAAGUCAAAGGAGCAUCUCCACGUCAUUUUUUAAAGACCUCGCUCAGUUCAUCCCUCGUCAAAUACUUUUGUUUGAACUUGAUUUGUCUGUGUCCUGUCCCCUUCAGGUGCACCUGCGCAAUCAACGUGAUGUCUGUGAUUUUUACAAGAACUGAUUUACUUUGUUACCACAAAUCAUUUGCUGUUCUAUCCUUGUAUGGAUUUUUAUUUUAUUCAGAAACCUUAACUACCCUGACUUAGUGUGCAGUUCCUUGAAUUCAUCACCAGUCAAUGAGGAAUUCACAUGAAUCCAGGGCAUUGAAAUUUGCUGGGAUAGUCCUUGCUGUUGUUCUUCCCCAUUAUUAACUCUCUGAAAAAGUUGGCUUUUGAGAACAACAAUUUUUUCUUCUUUACUUUCCCCUCCCUAAUCCCAGUUCAAUAAAAUUUACUUCCAUUUUACGUAGAACCCUUAAUAAUUCAAGUCGAAUUUUUUUGUCCGAUGCACAAGUACAGUGAGGUGCAGGUACAAUGAAAAACUUACUUGUAGCAGCAUCACAGGCACGUAGAUUCAGACAACAGCAUACGGCACGUAGAUUCAGACAACAGCAUACGGAACAUAAGUUGUACAUAAAUUAUACAGGACGGUGAAGAGAAUAAAGACUGCAAAACAAGACAUUACUGCAAAACAUAAACACAAUCGGAGACAAGUCCAAGGUAGUGCAAGAGGUGGUCUGUAGUGUUCCAUUGCUGAGGUAGGAUGAGGGUUGUGCAUGUCAGUUCAAGAACCUGAUGAGUGUAGACACAACAAAGUACCUUGAAGCUUCAGAAAGGUGCUCUUGACUUCACACAACUUGAGAUAUUUGGGCAGAUGACAGAUGUUUGGUUGUUGAGGUAGGUUUCAAGGAGCCUUGAAGGAAGAAAGGGAGGUGAAGAGGUUUAGGGAGGGAAAUCCAGAACCUUGGGCUUGGGCAGUUACAGGCUUGGCCGCCAGUAGUGGACAAUUUUAUUUGGAUAAUUGGAGGAACCCAGAUAAUUCAGCACUCUGGGACUGGCGAGGUCAAGGAGGAAUUGGAGGAAAGAGAAAGAAAAUAACUUUAAAAAAAAAUCAAGGCAUUGCUUAACACAAACCCAAAACAGGUUGGCAAAGAAUGGGCUUUGAAGUGAGUUCUGGCUGACUUCCAGUUUGCAGAGAUUUGCCAGAACUACAUUGGAAUAGUCAAAUCUAGAGGAAUAAAAGGCAUGACUGAGGGUUUCAGCAGCAGAUGGUGAGGAUACGUAGUUGGAAGUUUACUUGGGGGGGAAGGGGUCAAAGGAUAUAUGAACGUCUGGUUCAGUUUUCAGGGAGAAGUCAAGUGAUAUCAACCUUAGACCUAACUCAGAUUAUGUUGUGCGGGAAUUCAAAUGCAGAUGCUGGAAAUCUGAAACAAAAACAGAAGGUUCUGGAAGCACUCAACAGGUCAGGCAGCAUCUGUGAAGAGAGAAACAGAGGUAAUAUCUCAGGUCAAUGACCCUUCAUCAGAACUUACUGUGCAGAAAGUUCAGUAAUUUGCAUCGUUGAGUGUCCCAGCAACUGGAGUUGUGGAUGUUUGGGUUCAAUUCCCACCAUGAAAGCUGGAGAAUUUAAAUUCAAAUAGUAAAACAAAUUUGGAAUUUAAAAUAUAGGCAAGAAAGCUUGACUCAGUAAUAAUGAUUGUGUAAUUUCUGGAUUCUUGUAUCAGUGAAGAAAGUCCACCACACAUGCCUGGUCUGGCCUUGUAUGUGACUCCAGGACUAGAAACGUGGUUGAUUCUUAACUGCCUCCUCAGCUGGGGAGAAUUAGUGAUGGACUGUAUUUGCCAAUGAUGUCCACAUCCUAAAUAAAAACAAAACCACUAGGAACCAUGUGUUGUGAUUUCAGUUCAAUUAGGUUCUUUCAUUCAUGCCUUCAUUGGCAUAGGGGACUGGUCUGUGCGUGGCACUGGAAAUAAAGUGCAGCAAGAGUAGAGAAGUUGGGGUGUCAUGUUUUACAAACUGUUUGUUGGACCGCACUUGGACUGCUGUGUGCAGUUCUGUUCACCAUGCUAUGAUUAAGCUAGAGAGAGUGUAGAAAGAUUCACAUGUAUGUUGUCUGGACUGGAAGGCUUGAGUUAUCAGGUAAGACUGAAAGGCUGGGACUGUUUUCCCUGGAGUGAAGGAGGCUGAGGGGUGACCUUAUAGAAUCAUGAGGGGCAUUGAUAGAGCAGGUAGUCACAAUCCUUUUCUCAAGGUAGGGGAGUCUAAAACUAGAGGGCAGAGGUUAAAGUGAGAGGAGAAAGAUUUAAAGGGGAUCUUAGGGGCAAGUUUUUCAAACAGACGGUGGUGGGUAUAUGGAACGAGCUGCCAGAGGAGGUGGUGGAGGCAGGUGCAGUUACAACGUUUAAACGAUAUUUGGACAGGUACAUGGGUGGGAAAGGCUUAGAGGGAUAUGGGCCAAAUGCAAGCAAAUGGGAUUAGCAGAGAUAGGCAUCUUGGUUGGCAUGGACAAGUUGGGUGGAAGGGCCUUUUUCCGUGCUGUAUAACUCCAUGAAUCUAUGACUCUAUGAUAAACAUAUUGCCACACCAGAUACCAACACAGUAAGUCUGGCGGUGAGGGAUGCUGCUGGACAUUGGUAUUCCUUACAUCAGCUAUGGAUUGUGGCUCAUCUCCACUGGCCUAUCCCUCCUGUAUAUGUGCUCUCCAAGCCGACCUAUGCUGCCCCAUCUGCUGAAACGCCUGGCAGAGAAAGGGAGUGGGAUCGGGCCCUGACUCCUCCACAACUGUUGAUUCGCCAAGCAGUGCAAAACAACUGCAGCAGCUAAAUUUCCCUGCCUUCAUCGACAGGGUGCCACCAAUGGAGUAUCAACCAAAUUGAAGCCAUUCCUCUGUGUUCCAGUGUUCUGGAACGUGACCAGUUCCCUAAUUCCAGCAAGUUAAUCUCUCGAUAUUUAACCAGUUACUGGGUGUUAAAGUUGGACACAUCACUGCAUCUUUUUCUACUCCUUUUUAAAAUGUUCCUUAAAAAUCCUGUCGUUUUCUUAAUAAUGCCUUAUGUGACUUGGUGUCAGAUUUCAUCUGAUAAUGAUCCUAUGAAACGCUUGGUGUGUUUUCUACCUUUAGAAGCACUAUACAAAUACAAGUUGUUAUUAAUUGUGACAGUUCUUGGAUUGGAGGCGUUUACUUCUGGCGGGGAGUGUGGGGGAAGACGAGGAAGGAAUAAAGUGCCGUGAGAUGUUAGAUUUAGAAUCCUAAAUCAAAUAAAAAGCGACAGAUGAAGUUAUGUAAUUUGCUUUGGGUUAGUUUAUUCUAAAAUGCAAUUUAAGAUUUAAUAAUACUUCAAUCAAUUACAGCUGGGCUGGCUGACGAUGCUAGUUUAACCUUGCAUGAGGAAUAUAGAUAAAGGAGGUGAUGGAAGAGACCAAUAAUGCCAGAUGACUCAAUAGGAAAGAGAACGCCAAUAUGUCAUACUCGAUAGAUAUCCUGCUAAUAACGCAAUUAAUAUCUCAAAUAGUAUCUAGAAUGAAGGCGGCAAAGAAGGUGUUGUUAUUCCACAUGUCCUGGACAAUAUAUUUACUAAAACAGACUAUCUAUUCAUUAGUACAUUGGUGUUUGGGAGAGCUUGCUGUUUGGAGUUGGCUGCCACAUUUCCUACAUUACAAUGGCUCUUCUUCAAAAGUACUUCAUUGACUGUAAUGUGCAUUGGGAUUCCUGAAAGGGAUGUGAAAGGCGCUUUGUAAGUGCAAAUCCAUCUGUUCUUUUCAGGCUCACGUUUAUCUCAACUUCAAAAUUAUUUCCAUAGCAUCUGGCUCCCUGCAACCUUUUUGACUUUCAAAUAUGCUUAUCUCUCUCGUGGCCUGAUUCCUGUUCCCCAGGCUUUUUGCCGGUUCACUGCUUGUUAUCUAAGUCAAAUGAAUCUCAGCCCUUGCAUAGCAAAUUUUUUUGCUCACUUCAUUAAUCCAUCCGGUGGAAUAUUUCAAAAAUGUUAAGAUAAUACGAAUAAUUUUCUUUAUAUCAGCCAUAAUCUUGUUGAAAAGUGAAGCAGACUUGAGGGGCUGGAGGACCUACUCUUUCUCCUAUUUCUUAUGGUAUUGUUUUCUGAUAACACAUGCAGAGCAGUUGAUCCAGUAAUAACAUCUUUACAUCUUUUGAUAUUUCCCCAGAAGAGGCAUUGAUAUUUGUAUCAACAGUAUGAAACAUAAAGAAACCUAACUGUGAAGUUUGCCAACACUGGAUGAUGUUCCUGAACAGGAGUAGCCAUAUCCAUAAUGCGGCUGCAAGAGCAGGUCAGAGACUGGGAAUCCUGCAGCAUGUAACCUACCUCCUAACUCCCCAAAGCCUGUCCACUAUCAACAAGGCUCAAGUCAGGAGUGUGAGGGAACACUCUCCACUUGCCUGGAUGAGUGCAGCUCAACAACACUCAAGAAAUAUGUUGGCGGAAUAUAGUAUUAAUGGGAGGACUCUCGGCAGUGUGGAGGAUCAGAGGGAUCUUGGGGUCUGAGUCCAUAGGACGCUCAAAGCGGCUGCGCAGGUUGACUCUGUGGUUAAGAAGGCAUAUGGUGUAUUGUCCUUCAUCAAUCGGGGAAUUGAAUUUAGGAGCCGAGAGGUAUUGUUGCAGCUAUAUAGGUCCCUGGUCAGACCCCACUUGGAGUAUUGUGCUCAGUUCUGGUCGCCUCACUACAGGAAAGAUGUGGAAGCGAUAGAGAGGGUGCAGAGGAGAUUUGCAAGGAUGCUGCCUGGAAUGCGGAGUAUGCCUUAUGAAAGCAGGCUGAGGGAACUCGGCCUUUUCUCCUUGGAGAGACAGAGGAUGAGGGGGGACCUGAUAGAGGUGUAUAAGAUGAUGAGAGGUAUUGAUCAGGUGGGUAGUCAGAGGCUUUUUCCCAGGGCUGAAUUAGUGGCCACAGGAGGACAUAGGUUUAAGGUGCUGAGAAAUAGGUAUAGAGGAGAUGUUAGGGGUAAGUUUUUUACUCAGAGAGUGGUGAGUGCAUGGAAUGGGCUGCCGGAAACGGUGGUGGAGGUGGAUAUGAUAGGGUCUUUUAAGAGACUGUUAGAUAGGUACAUGGAGCUGAGUAAAAUAGAGGGCUAUGGGUAAGCCUAGUAAUUUCAAGGGUAGGGACAUGUUCGGCACAGCUUUGUGGGCCGAAGGGCCUGAACUGUGCUGUAGUUUUUCUAUGUUUCUGUUUCUAAACUUGACACCAUACAAGACAUAGCAGCCUGCUUGACUGGCACCCCAUCCACAACCGUUCACUCACUCCGCCACUGACGCACAGUGUAUAACCGUCUGCAGGAUGCACUGCAGCAACUCACCGAGACUCCUUAGACAGCACCUUCCAAAUGCACAUUGUCUACCAGCUAGAAGGACAAGGGCAGCGGAAGCAAGGGGAACACCACGCCCUGGAAGUUGCCCUCCAAGCCACACACCAUCCUGAUUUGGAAAUAUAUUGCCUUCCCGUCACUGUUGAUAGGUCAGAAUCCUGGAACCCUCUCCCUAAUGUCAUUGUGGGGAUUCUCACGUGUUAAGGACUGCAGUGGUUCAAGAAGGCAGCUCCCCAGCACCUUCUCAAGGGCAACUAUGCAAUUAAAAUGCUGGCUCAGCCCGCGAAGCCACAUCCCUUGAAUUGAAUUUAAAAAAAGUGCCAUCACAUGACUAAGAUCUAGUCUCGUCUGGCACAGCUAUCAUCACAGUGCACCAAUUACAAAGCUACUUUAUGAUCUAAUUAGAUCUUUCUGGACUGACAACAGCCUUAAACACUUUCGCUUUGCCAUAUGCAAUACAUUUAUAAGGGAGUGGUGAUGGAGGUGCAUUUGCAAAGGGGAGUGCUGGAAUUAUUUGAGGAGUUGCACAAUUUUAAGAGCACUUAAGUGAUUUAUUUUCUCUCUUCAGAAUUGCUGUAAACAGGAACAAGGAGUCAAUCUUUUAAUUCCUGAAGUCUUCAGGAUACUCCUGACAUGCUGACAUUCCGUAAAUUGUUUAAUGAGUUAGCAUCGGUCUAAGAGUUUGCAAAUGAAAGCAGUCAUAGAACAGCACAGUGCAGGCCCUUUGGCCCACAGUGUUGUGCCAACAUUUUGUCCUGCUCUAAGAUCUAUCUAACCCUUCCCUCCCCCAUAGCCCUCCAUUUUUCUAUCAUUCAUGUGGCUAUCUAAGAGUCUCUUAAAUGUCCCUAAUGUAUCUGCCCCCACAACCUCUGCCGACAGUGCAUUCCACGCACCCACCAAUCUCUGUAAAAAAACUUACCUCUAACAUCCCCCCCAUAUCUUCCUCCAAUCACCUUAAAAUUAUGCCCCCUCGUGUUAGCCAUUUUUGCUCUGGCAAAAAGUCUCUGACUGUCCACUUGAUCUAUGCCUCUUAUCAUCUUGUACACCUCUAUCAAGUCACCUCUC
Messenger RNA from Pristis pectinata (smalltooth sawfish), 10510 nucleotides. RefSeq names its product protocadherin-1-like. Lineage: Eukaryota; Metazoa; Chordata; Chondrichthyes; Rhinopristiformes; Pristidae. The transcript is spliced from 4 exons. Bases 642 to 3662 code for a protein of 1006 amino acids. Gene Ontology annotation, biological process: homophilic cell-cell adhesion. Gene Ontology annotation, molecular function: calcium ion binding. Gene Ontology annotation, cellular component: plasma membrane. The record is from RefSeq and is a predicted model, not a curated record.